Molecule: messenger RNA, 171 nt
Organism: Sclerotinia sclerotiorum 1980 UF-70
Lineage: Eukaryota; Fungi; Ascomycota; Leotiomycetes; Helotiales; Sclerotiniaceae
Exons: 1
Coding region: 1-171 (56 amino acids)
Source: RefSeq, a predicted model, not a curated record
AUGGAAACUCGAGCAAAUAAUCUUAAUUUGAUUGAAAAAGAAGAAGAGAUGCUUAUUCAAUAUAUUAUCGAUAUAGAUGAAAGAGGAUUUGCAUCUAAAUUAAAUGGUGUAGAAGAUAUAACGAAUUAUAUUCUCGAAUCAAGAGAUACGAAGAGAAUUGGAAAGUUCUAA